UCACUUUGGUUACCAUGACAACUAUAAUGUGUUUAUUCGAUGUUGGACUUUGAGGUUGUUUUUAUCCUUAAAAUAAGUAAUUAGUUCAAAGGAAACUAUAAACUUGUGAAAAUGGAAAGCCUGGAUACUCCUCAAAUCAUAACACACAUUGAGCACAAUAUAAAUCACUCCAUAUUUGAUUGCAAAUGGAUUCCGUGCUCUGCAAAGUUUGUUGUUAUUGGUUCAAUACCCAAAGGGCAUGGGACGAUCGAAAUCUUUGAGAUAACAGCAGGUGAAGUGAAGCAAAUAAAGGAGAUUGAAAGACCGAACUCCUUCAAAUGUGGAACAUUUGGUGCGACCAGCGAUGUAGAGAGAAGAUUGGCUACGGGCGAUUUUAAGGGUACUUUAGAAAUAUGGGAUUUAGAGAAGAGUUGCCAAGUGUACAUAACAAAAGAGCACACAGACAUAAUAAACUCCAUAGAUGGCAUGGGUGGCAACACUGUUGGGUGCGGGGCUCCAGAAAUUGUCACUGGCAGCAGAGAUGGCACAGUAAAAGUUUGGGAUCCAAGACAACGAGGCAAGCCUGUAGCAAACAUGCAGCCAGUAAAAGGCGAAGGCAAGAGGGACUGCUGGUCUGUCUGCUUCGGGAACUCAUUCAACGACUCAGAACGCAUUGUUGUGGCUGGGUAUGAUAAUGGAGACCUGAAGAUGUUUGAUCUGAGGACCAUGUCGCUGAGAUGGGAAUGUAAUUUAAAGAAUGGGGUGUGCCAUGCAGAGUUUGAUCGCAAAGACAUCCCCAUGAACAAACUAGUAGCCACUACGUUGGAGGGGAAAUUCCACGUCUUUGACGUACGGACCCAGAAUCCAACCAAGGGCUUUGCACAGGUACUAGAAAAUUCAGUGAAAAGCGGUACCAUUUGGGUGGCACGACAUUUACCACAGAAUAGGGACCUAUUCGUGACGUGCUCUGGCAACGGACAAGCGACUCUUUGGAAAUACGAAUACCCCGAGCAGAGGUUCCGCAUGGACCAGCAAGGUGUCUCCGUCGGGGUCCCCGGGAGCCUCAAGCGACUGCAACGCAUGGUGGUCAGCACACAACCCAUCAACGCGCUGGACUGGAACCGCGACCAUCUUGGCCUGGCCGUGGCGACGGCUUACGACCAGUAUGUGAGGGUUAUUGUGACUACUAAGCUGAAUAUACAAUAAAUUAUUUGUUAC
Molecule: messenger RNA, 1197 nt
Organism: Leguminivora glycinivorella
Lineage: Eukaryota; Metazoa; Arthropoda; Insecta; Lepidoptera; Tortricidae
Gene: Wdr92
Product: dynein axonemal assembly factor 10
Exons: 6
Coding region: 112-1185 (357 amino acids)
Molecular function (GO): ubiquitin binding
Source: RefSeq, a predicted model, not a curated record